UCCUCCCCUAGCUAUCCAAUGGACUUUAACUCAAUCAGGCUCUGAAACAGGAGAGAAAACACACAGAACUAAGUGAUUCAGCACACAAUUUUCACAGUGACAAUUUUGACAUCGGUUUGCAAUAAUGAGUGUGAAACCCCUUGUUGUGAACGUGGACAAAUGGAUUGCAGAGAAUGAGAAGGCUUUUUUGCCACCAGUGUGCAAUAAACUCAUGCAUUUGUCACAGCUGAACAUCAUGUUUGUUGGAGGUCCCAACAGCAGAAAGGACUACCACAUAGAGGAAGGGGAGGAGCUCUUUUACCAGGUGAAAGGGGACAUGUGUCUGAAGUUGGUUGAGAAUGGCAAACAUAAGGAUGUGCAUAUCCGCGAGGGAGAGAUGUUUCUGCUCCCAGCUCGGAUCGCCCACUCCCCCCAGAGACAGGCUAACACUGUGGGGCUGGUGGUGGAGAGAAGGAGGCUUCAGUCAGAGACCGACUGUUUAAGGUACUAUGUGGACAACACUUCAGACACCCUUUUUGAGAGAUGGUUUAACUGUGAAAACCUGGGGACCCAGCUGGUGCCACUGAUUCAAGAGUUCUUUGCGUCGGAGCAGCACAGAACAGGCAAGCCAAACCCAGAUGAGGUCUUCAGACAGCCUCCCUUCCCCAUGAACACCAUGCAUGUGAUGACCCCCUUCCACUUUAGAGACUGGGUGGACAAACAGCAACCCUCACUGGCCAGUGGACGCCCCAUAGACAUGUUUGGUGCCCAGUUUGAGACAGAGACCCUUCUGUAUGGGCCCGGGCAGACAGAGGCUUGUGAACGAGAAACUGAUGUCUGGAUAUGGCAGCAGGAGGGAUCCUCCCAUGUGACUCUGGAUGGCCAAGAGUUCCCUCUAUCCACAGGAGACAGUCUACUCAUUCCUGGACACAGCCAGUACCAAUGGAGUCGGGCUGAGGGCAGCGUUUCCCUGUUUGUUGCUCAGAACCCAGAGAGAAAGCGUGCAUGACCUCUGAUGACCCCACUCUCUUCUGUGACACACAAGGAAAAAGGAGGGUCAGCAAAAGAGAUUGUAUGCUCUUUUGCUACAGAGAGAAUAAUUAUAACAAUGUCAUAAAUUACGUUGAAGAAUAACUCUGCAAGAACUCAAAGAUCAGAUAUGGAGAGGUAGAGUAAAACAGGGAGUAAAACUAUUUGUUAUUUUCAGAACAAAUUAUAAUAGAACAUCUUCACAAACGUAAUUUAAAUAAUAAACUUGAUUAAGUUGCGGUAUA
This is a messenger RNA of Oncorhynchus kisutch (coho salmon), 1253 nucleotides long. RefSeq names its product 3-hydroxyanthranilate 3,4-dioxygenase (gene haao). Gene Ontology annotation, biological process: quinolinate metabolic process; 'de novo' NAD+ biosynthetic process from L-tryptophan. Gene Ontology annotation, molecular function: 3-hydroxyanthranilate 3,4-dioxygenase activity; iron ion binding. The record is from RefSeq and is a predicted model, not a curated record. Gene Ontology annotation, cellular component: cytoplasm. Bases 125 to 988 code for a protein of 287 amino acids. Lineage: Eukaryota; Metazoa; Chordata; Actinopteri; Salmoniformes; Salmonidae. The transcript has 10 exons.